CCUCCGGCGCCUCGCCCCCGCCGUCGCCAUGGGGAGACGGCCUGCUAGGUGCUACCGCCAAAUCAAGAACAAGCCAUACCCCAAGUCGAGGUACUGCCGUGGUGUCCCUGACCCGAAGAUCAAGAUCUUCGACGUUGGGAUGAAGAAGAAGGGAGUGGACGAGUUUCCUUCCUGCGUCCACCUGGUCAGCUGGGAAAAAGAGAACGUCUCCAGUGAGGCUCUUGAGGCUGCCCGUAUUGCUUGCAACAAGUACAUGACCAAACAUGCUGGCAAGGAAGCGUUCCACCUGAGGGUCAGGGUCCAUCCAUACCAUGUCCUUCGCAUCAACAAGAUGCUUUCAUGUGCCGGGGCUGAUAGGCUCCAGACUGGAAUGAGGGGUGCUUUUGGGAAGCCUCAAGGUACCUGUGCUCGUGUGGACAUUGGCCAAGUCCUCCUUUCGGUGCGCUGCAAGGAGAGCAAUGUUGUUCACGCUGAAGAAUCCCUCCGCCGUGCCAAGUUCAAGUUCCCUGGCCGUCAGAAGAUCAUCCGCAGCAGGAAGUGGGGCUUUACAAAGUACAACACUGAAGAUUAUAUCAAGUACAAGAGUGAGGGAAGAAUUGUUCCAGAUGGUAUCACUGCUAAGCUUCUUGGUGUCCAUGGCCCUAUUGCUAAGCGUGCCCCUGGGCAGGGCAUCCUGGCUUGUUGAAGUGUACACAGACCAUUUCCUUCGCUAAAUGGAACUCGAGACCUUUUUUUUUGCGGUAGUCUAAUUUUCCAUGCUAGAACGAUUGUUAAGUAAAGUUGGCU
This is a messenger RNA of Lolium rigidum, 786 nucleotides long. RefSeq names its product 60S ribosomal protein L10-1-like. Gene Ontology annotation, cellular component: ribosome; cytosolic large ribosomal subunit. Lineage: Eukaryota; Viridiplantae; Streptophyta; Magnoliopsida; Poales; Poaceae. Gene Ontology annotation, molecular function: structural constituent of ribosome. Gene Ontology annotation, biological process: translation; ribosomal large subunit assembly. Bases 29 to 685 code for a protein of 218 amino acids. The record is from RefSeq and is a predicted model, not a curated record. The transcript is spliced from 4 exons.